Messenger RNA from Misgurnus anguillicaudatus (oriental weatherfish), 4003 nucleotides. The record is from RefSeq and is a predicted model, not a curated record. Lineage: Eukaryota; Metazoa; Chordata; Actinopteri; Cypriniformes; Cobitidae.
AAUGAGUCUCUUUCCCAGACGGAUUUACGAUUAAACUGAAAUUUUAUUACGACUGCAACUAGGGGGCGAACUCUGACAGUCGCAUUCGAAUGUAGUGUACAAUGGACAGACAGUUUAGAUUAUAUAUCUUUAAAAUAUUAAAAAAAGAAAACAUAAAGUGCAAAUGUAGUCAUUAGGAGAUGGCUAUAUAGAUGGUUUCAUCAGACGCACAUGCGUUCCUUCCGGUCUCUCUUUGUUUAAUGGUCUGACUAGUGGCUAAACUGAAAUCUGGAACAAAUUGAAAAUAAAUGUUUUGGUUUCCUAAAGAUGAGGGAAGACAGUGAUCAUGGAUUGCCGCUAUUUGUUGGGAGGUUUGGCAGCCGAUCUGUAGUUAAGAUUGGAUACAUUAUAAUACACAUUUUACAGAAUAAUGUUAGCUAAGUGUCGUUUUUUAUACGCUUUAGCUAUGAUUUGAACUAAGGUAAUUUACGUGUUGCUUAUUUUGAUUGUUUUUAGAAAUAAACUACUCUAAAAGGACUCUGUUGUUAUUGAUUCUUAGCGGAGUUUACCGGAAGUUAUGUUUGUUCCACGAAAGCUGUUUGUUUAUGUUGUUACUGCUGAAACCGUCUAUAUGUUAUAAAUACUUGUGUAAAUACUUGUUGUGUAAUGUAACAAUUUAUGAAAGUUAAACAUCAUAAAUUAGUUUAAGAGCUCUGCUUAUACCACGUUUACCACAAACAUUACUCUCUGGUGCCUAUUUUUAAGACAUUUGAUAGGUUAGAUGUAGGAUUUACAGAAAAAUAAUCAACACCCAUAGAAAAUUUCUCAGCCAAUCAAAAUAAAGGGCCUGUGGCAUAAAUAAUAAUAAUAUAUAUAUUAGGUAAAAGUAAAAAAUAUAUAAAAGAUAAAAAGUUUGGCUCCCAUCAUGGCCCUUGAAGAAAAGUAGUUGAAGACCUCUGCUAUUUAGCCAAAUUUGAGUGGUACCCAUGCCCAUGUUUUAUCAUCUAGUGGAAAGCCUUCCUAGAAGAUUGAAAGCGAGAGAUUAAUGCCUUGCUAUUGAAAUUAAAUGCUUAACAUCACACAAAAGCAUCAAGCGUCAUUAACUAACUGACAUUGCUUUAUGGGUCCUGGCUUGCUGUUCAGGUCUGGGCCAUUUCUAUCUGUUCACAAGGCCACCGUCAUUUUGAAAUUCAUGCAACAAAGCCGUUGUAUUAAAGGGUUUUUGUAGGUUUCAUAGUUCUCGACAAAUAGUGUAAAAUAUUAAACUGGUUAUUAUCAGCUGCUGUUUGUUAGUAGCCUUCUGAGGUUAAAUUACACAGAAUUUAUAAUAAAUUAAUGUAUUUUAUAAAAUGGCAUAAAACUGGGGCGCUCCCUGUCAUCAUCCAUAGUUUGAGAACCACUGGCUUAUUGAGUUUUUAUAAAUGCUAGCAAUGUUUGAUAUUAAUAUCUGUCCGACCUGUGAAAGUUAAAGAGAAAUAAUAAAUAAGAUUAUUAUAUUUCUGUUCCCCAAACUCACUACUGCACAGUCAGAGUUUCUUUAUCAUCCUUUCUCCUUUUCUUAACUUCUUUCAUGUAGCUUAUGAAUUUUGUCUCUAUAGAGACUUAAAAGUAUGAGCAAGGCCAGAAUGAAAACUAGGACAAACCUAUAACCAGCUUACGCAAAGCAGAUUACUCAACCAGCCUGCGUGUUGCUGUGUGUGUCUAAUCGAUCUAUUUAAGAUUGACAAAACACGUUAUUCCUCCAGUUAAGAACCAGAGACCAACAUAUGUGAAUGUCUUUUUCAGCUUGGUAAACAUCGAGAUCAUGCAUUUGUCUGAAACAUCAAGACAGCCUUGGGUGAUAUUCAAAGUGAAAUUCAAUAAGAGAAGGUGAAGCAGACAGGGCUGUUACAUAGAAAAAUGGCAACACAGAGUUUACUGUAAGGUUUGUACGUAGGCUGUAUUCAACUGAAUGAAGUAAAUGACACCGACUGAAUUCGAUUAACUGCCGAAUUGAAAGACAAUGACUUCAAAGAACUCUUUACAGUAAAACAGUAGCUGAUAUGCUGGCAGCUGAUGAAGGUGCGUGUGAUCUGACAUCAGGAAGCAAAGCAUCUGUGCCGCCCUGCGCAAAUAAUCAAGCUACUGACAGUGCACUGGAGGAACCAGUAAAUAACCCACAUACAGCCUCCAUUAAUAGCCAGGAUGACAGUAACUUUCCCCUGGAUCCAGAAAAUGGAUAUCUACCAGACCCCCUUCCACCUGCAUCCACACCUGUAAACAGUCCCGAACUGCCUCUGCCUCCAGAGCUGAGCACCCCUCCACCGUCCAUCAUCAGUCCCGCACGGCCCACCACCCUGCCUCUCAAAAUGAUACCCCGACCAACCAACACCACCACAGUCUCUACCACCGCAUCCAUUACAAGAGAGAACGGAGGGCCGCUGAGCAGGGACCCUGAAGAAGACGAGAAAAAGCUGAUGGAGGAAGAGCUGAAGAAAUGCAUUGAGGAUUUUAGGAAGAUACGCAUUCCCAAACUCUUCCCUGAUCGCAAAAGACACUGGCAGAGUGAUCUGCUCAAAAAAUACAAUGCAUAAGGUUUUUAAUGUCAGGCUUCAUUACUGUAAUGAGGAAGACUUUUAAAAGCGACACAACGUCAAAAGCACUUAACUAUAUCUCAGAUCAGACACAAAUUAACUCUAGUGAGCAAAAUCAUUCUUGCUUGUAUCCAUCCAUAACACAAAAUGAAGAUUUGUAUGACACACAGUUGCUGCACACAUAUCCUUUAAAUUGAAGAUGUGAAACAACUUUUAGCUCUUCUUAAAUACAGUGUUUAUUCAUUUAGGUGUGUGGUAGGUAUACUCAGAAUGUGAUCUUUGCAAAUAUCUAAUGCAGUGGUCUCCAACAUGGUGCCCACACAGAGUCUGUGAGAUGCCUGCCAAAGCACCAUCUAUUAAUAGCCUCAAUUCAAAUAUUUAUUUAUUACAUAUUUUUAUAUUUUUACACAGUGAUAAAAUACGUAUAAACAAAUAAAAUAAAACCAGCAAGUAAAACAAAGAAGUUUUAAGUAGACUAUAUCAAGAGUAGCUCUCCAGAUUGUUUUAUCUAUUGUGGUGGCCCUUGCUCACAAAAAGGUUGGAGACCCCUGUUCCAGUGAGUAGUGAACACACACACACACGCACACACACACACACACGGAUCAGUAGUCAGUCAUCCAUACAGUGCCCAAUAGCAACUGGAGAAAAGAUGCCUUGCUCAAGAGCACCUCAGUCAUUCACUUCCUGCCAGCAAUGAGAAUCAAACCAGCGACCUUCAGGUUACAAGUCUGACUCUCUAACCAUUAGGUCACUGCCAACUGUUUCAAAAUGAAUCUUUCCUCACUUAUGAGCCAUAAGUGAUGUAAGAGCAAUGCAACUGAAAUAUGAAUAGCCUGUGUGUAGAUUCAUUGUUCUUUAAUGGCCAUGUAGCUUUUAACUGAAGUUUAGCACCUUGUUUUUAUAGCAUUCAUAUCACAUAGUUCCUCACUCCGCUCAACCCCCUCAUGGGUCAAAUUUGAGAUUUUAUUUCAGUAAACAUACUGUAUUACCAUUUGCACGCUGCACCACUGUAGUUGUUGCUGUGUGUCAGUAUUGCAAUGCUUGGAUAUAUCAGAAAAAUGAACAAAAACUGUCACUUGGGAAGGUAUCCUUUAAAAAAAGUUAGAUCCUCAAUAUUGGUACCAAAUGUAUACUGCCCUACAAAGGCUAAGUUCAGUAACUACACAAACACUGAAACAGAGAAAAAUGCCCUUAAAGUUUUUACACCAGCCAGUCAAACAUGUUAUUGCAAUUUUGGCACACACGUUUCUAUGAAAUGGAGACUUUGUCACAAGACACAACAGAUCUCAUAAAGCCCAUUUCAACCCUUAACUCAAUUUUGACCAAAUGCGUAGUUACUGCACUUUGGCUUUGUAGGGCAGUCUACAUAUCUGUACUCAGUGACAGCUUUUGUGCCAUUUUUUGUGUGUGUCAUGUAAAUGAUUUCUACUUUGUUUAAAGGGAUAACUGGU